CGUCGCGCGAGCAGCACGCAGCACCUCCCUGCGGCCUAACUGCACGCACGACGGCAACACCGCUGUGGAGGAAACUGAAAAUUCAGAAGGGAAGAACGGCGUCGAAAUGUUGCGAGGAGUAUCUGUGGUGUUGCUGAUCGUCGUGGUGGCGGUCAGAGGCCUACCAAUGCUCGAGUCAACCCUCUGCCCGAUUGGGUCGGUCACUAAACAAGAGUUUCACUGCGCCAGUUGUCUACAGCCAUACUUGUGUGAUCCAACAGGCGGACUAGUGGUGCUACCCAUAUGUCUUGAUGGCACAGUGUGUGAGGAGGUCUUUGAAGAACAGGCUACGUGUAUCCCAAUGGCAGAUGCCACGAAAUGUAAUUGCGACAGCGACAGGUGCGACGACUACAACGAAUUGUACACCGACAAAUGCAACGCGGACGGUAUCGUCGACGUGGUUGACUGCGCCGGCAGCGUAAAAGGUGCUGGGGCAUGCCUGAGUGGGUACUGUGUUGACUGCACCUCUUAUGGUAUACCUGACCCAGAAGUUAUGGUAAUACCACCCAAAUGUAACAUCGGAUACGAUUGUGAAAAUGGGAUGGUUAAUGAUUCCGGAAGAAUUUGCGCUGCAGACGAGUACGUUUCCAAAGAUGGCAUCUGCUCCCCGGCGCCUCCAGAGCCCUGUUACGCAGGGAAUCUAUGCACUGGGGUUUGUCCUGACCUGCUGAACUGCACCCAGUACUACUUCUGUGAUCCGAAUGGGGGUGUACCAGGAGGACCUUAUGAUUGUGGUAAAGACUAUUUCUUCAAUCCAGACACAAGAAAAUGUGAGCAAGGAGAUCAAGGCGUUUGCGAUUUAUGGACUCAGUGCGAUUUUCCAGUCCAUGCCACAACAACCGCAACAACGUCUGAUGGAGGAGCAAGAGGUCUGAUAUUGAACAACGAAUCGGUCAUUGAUGACGAAGCGUGGUAAAUUCAUUGAUAGUUUCCACAAAUGUUGAAGCUUGCGGCGCUAACUACGAAGCAAUGAUCCUGAUGGACGAAAUUACAGACGAACAUUUUGUACCUCAGGUUAUUGAAAUAUUAAUAAAUUUCAUUCAGU
Messenger RNA from Hyalella azteca, 1084 nucleotides. RefSeq lists its product as uncharacterized. Lineage: Eukaryota; Metazoa; Arthropoda; Malacostraca; Amphipoda; Hyalellidae. The transcript has 5 exons. Bases 107 to 955 code for a protein of 282 amino acids. The record is from RefSeq and is a predicted model, not a curated record. Gene Ontology annotation, cellular component: extracellular region. Gene Ontology annotation, molecular function: chitin binding.